AUGGUAUUCAGGGCCCUCAUGACUGUGCCCAAACACACGUCCAAAACGCCCAAUUCCACUUUGGACUUGUCGUACAUCACGCCCCAGCUCGUGGUUUCUGGCGGUCCCACUGACUCCAAGCACAGAGCAGUGUUUCGAGACAACGUCGCUCACGUUGUGGCCUACUUGGAUCUGAAACACGGCCGUGGCAACUGGCAUGUGUGGAAUCUCCGUGCCGAAGGCGAAGGUUACGCCUUGAAUGGAGUUAUUGGUCCGCACUGCUCUUAUCGUCCCAUUGUAGACCAUGAGAUACCACCUCUCGAGUUCAUGGAAAAGCUUAUGGUGGAGAUCCAUAAUUUUCUUGACGUUUCAUCAGAAAGAGUGGCACUUAUCCAUUGCAAGCAGGGAAUGGGCCGUUCGGGCACCAUCUGUUGUGGGUACCUCAUGUACCAGAUGUUCACAAGAGGCAUCUAUGCUUCUGUGGACGAAAUGGUUGCAAAAUUCACUGCGAAACGCAUGAAAAAGGUGUUUGGACCCGGAGUGUCCAUUGAAUCCCAGCUUCGCUUCUUGCGGUACUGGAAAGUGUAUAUGGAGCUUCCACCAGAUCUUCGUCAAGAUUUUGCCUUGGCCGGGAGCGACCAGCGCUCGUGCCUACUCCAGGUGGAGUUUAAAGGCCCUCAACGGCUUCUUUGGCGGCUGCGGUUGGCACUUGCAACACACAAGGCCACAGAACUCGAAGAGAUCUUCUCCACCUCUUUCCAGAACAACAUUGGAGUUUUAACCAGUCCUCUUCGUCAAUUCUGCUCUGUCGAUCUCAACGUGCCCUUGGCCAACUUGCCUCUAGUAAGGGUACAGCUUGAGGCUCCAGUGGCUAGAUGCCACUUCUGGUUUAGUCCUUACUUGGAGACCAUCGGCAGUAGAAAGAGGCCCAUAGCUGGGCUGGAUGUUAAUAUGAGUUUUCUGGUCAGCUGGAACGAGUGUGACGGAAGGUGGGGGACCAAGUGGAAGGGAGUGCCAUUGUUCGAAAAAAUCACCGUAUCCUGGAUGUACAAGAGUGAAGAAGACGACAAGAAGACCGCUGAUAAUGUUGUAUAA
Molecule: messenger RNA, 1074 nt
Organism: Candidozyma auris
Lineage: Eukaryota; Fungi; Ascomycota; Pichiomycetes; Serinales; Metschnikowiaceae
Gene: TEP1
Product: putative phosphatidylinositol-3,4,5-trisphosphate 3-phosphatase
Exons: 1
Coding region: 1-1074 (357 amino acids)
Biological process (GO): cell motility; phosphatidylinositol dephosphorylation; negative regulation of cell population proliferation
Cellular component (GO): cell projection; cytosol; nucleus
Molecular function (GO): phosphatidylinositol-3,4,5-trisphosphate 3-phosphatase activity; protein tyrosine phosphatase activity
Source: RefSeq, a predicted model, not a curated record